Molecule: messenger RNA, 1014 nt
Organism: Mycetomoellerius zeteki
Lineage: Eukaryota; Metazoa; Arthropoda; Insecta; Hymenoptera; Formicidae
Product: cyclic nucleotide-gated cation channel alpha-3-like
Exons: 3
Coding region: 1-1014 (337 amino acids)
Biological process (GO): transmembrane transport; monoatomic ion transport
Cellular component (GO): membrane
Molecular function (GO): protein-containing complex binding; intracellularly cyclic nucleotide-activated monoatomic cation channel activity
Source: RefSeq, a predicted model, not a curated record
AUGGAGUUAUAUUCUUCUCUACGCAAAAUCAAGAGAGCGAGGAGCAAUCAACGGUGGAUGAAACUACGUACAACCGUGCAGCUAACCUCGGCGAUUCCGAAGAAGCCGCCGCUGAAACGUGAAGAUUCAUUCAUGAGAAGGUUCUCCCCUCGGCAGGUACCAGAGAAUCAAGAGACCCUUGAUAUCGCCGACGGCGAAGAGGAGAAUGCGACCAACAGGACGGGUAGCCUGCGGCGCAGGCGACACCGUAGACUUCGGAAAACGUCCAAAACCGUGGUCAACCCCGAUAAAAGUUUCUAUUUUUAUUGGCUGAUGCUGGUGUCGGCCUGCGUCCUUUACAAUCUCUGGGCGCUGAUCGUCCGUCAGACUCUAAUGGAGCUGCAGGGGCUGGCGCCCGGUACUUGGCUCGCCUGCGACUGCUUUACCGAUCUCGUGUUUCUGCUGGAUGUGGUGGUGCAGUUUCGCACCGGUUACUUGAAGCAGGGCCUAAUGGUUUACAAUAGUCGGAAGCUCGCCCGUCACUACUUUAGAUCCAGGUCCUUCGUCAUGGAUUUGACGGCAUUGUUGCCGCUCGAUCUGCUCCAGAUAAAAUUCGGCUUCAAUCCCAUGCUAAGAUUUCUCAGGUUCUUCAAAAUCUACCGGCUGUACAAUUUUUACUACAUAAUGGAGUCACGCACGGUUUAUCCGAAUGUCUGGCGCGUGGUGAAUCUCAUUCACAUACUGCUCCUACUGGCGCACUGGUUCGGCUGCUUUUACUACAUGCUGAGCGAGUACGAGGACUUCCAAGGUGACUGGGUAUACCCAUAUCGGCCCGGCGAGUAUUCUAGCCUGACCAGGAGGUAUCUCGGCUCUGUUUACUGGUCCACCCUGACACUGACGACCAUUGGUGAUCUGCCCACGCCGGAGACCAACAUUGAAACAGCGAGCGGCAAUCCCCGGAGCCUCAUUCGUCGCGGCCGACUGUCCCGGCUUCUGCGGAUCAAGCAUAAUGGAGGGUAUCUGUAUCGUUUCUAA